CUGAAAAAAAAAAUAGCUUUUCCUGAGAUUCUUUUUUGAAUGCGAUUCCCUCUUUCCCUAUCCUUUACCUGUUUGUUCAACUUCUGGGAUCUACCUUGUUUUGAGUAGACAUUUGUCUGAUCCUUAUUUUCUCACCAUUAGAUUACCUGGGAGGUUAUGGCUAAGGUUUAUUCGUCUCUGAUUCCUUGAAGCCUAGCACAGUUCCUGACUCAGCAGAUGGUUUGUUCAUUCAACACAUAUUUACUCAGUUUGUCGAGGGGACUCUACCUUUACCUCUGUAGACCCUGGGCAAUUUUCUGAACUCACACACUUACUUCACAAGUUUAUUGUGAGUCAUAAAUUGAUAUUAAAUAUAAAAGCGCAUUGGAAAUAAAGAAAUAUAGUGUUACCCAGAGGUGUUGUAUGUGUUAUCUUUUGACUUCUUAUUUAUCUGUCGGGGUUAAUUUCAUUUGAAAUAAUUCAAUGAAGCCAUUUAAGGAAUGCGACCAUGUCCCUCCAAGCAGGCAGGUGGCGCCAUUGCCACGAGACGCAUUGUAGUGGAGAGUUUUGGUCCUUCCGCCAUGCCGUAGUGUGUCGCCUCACCUGUGCGCCAGUGGGUGCUACCGUGGCGGGGUGGGAGAUAUGUCGCUGUUGCCGUCUCUGCGCCUCUGUCUGGUUGCGCGGACUGGGAGCCACCUGGCGGGGUCCUUUCUGCUUCAGUCGGCCCAGCCAUGGCACACAUUUCAGACUGGGCCUUGGCUAUCUUCCUCGGCUUCCAGCAAGGAGCUCCUAAUGAAUCUGCGUCAGAAAACAGGCUAUUCCUUUGUGAACUGCAAAAAAGCUCUGGAGACUUGUGGCGGGGAUCUCAAACAGGCGGAGAUCUGGCUCCACAAGCAGGCCCAGAAGGAGGGCUGGAGCAAAGUUGACAGGCUCCAUGGGAGGAAGACCAAAGAAGGCCUGAUUGGGCUGCUGCAGGAAGGCAGUACAGCUGUGUUGGUGGAGGUAAACUGUGAGACGGAUUUUGUUUCCAGAAAUUUAAAAUUUCAACAGUUGGUCCAGCAAGUAGCCCUGGGAACCAUGUUGCACUGUCAGAGCUUAAAGGAUCAACUUUCCACAUACAGCAAAGGCUUCUUGAAUUCCUCUGAGCUUUCUGGACUUCCAGCUGGGCCUGACAGAGAUGGCUGCCUGAAGGAUUGGUUGGCCUUAGCAAUUGGUCAUCCUGUAGUAUCUGUGAUGCUUGGGUCAUGGAUGAGAACCAGACAGCUGUGUAUUCAAAAAUGGGGCCUACGGCUAGGUAUUUAGCUCAGUGGUUCGCUGCCUGCCUCGAAAGUGUGAGGGCCCUAGUUCGAUCCCCGGUACCAAAAACACAAAUAAACACAAACAAAAAAGGGACUUACUUGGAAAUCCUGGAAGGGCUGUUUGUUUCAGUCUUGUUAAUUUCUGGGAAUUAACUAUUGGGUAGAUAUUUGAGCUAUUUAAAAAUUUGUUUUGGUUUCUGAAUUCUCCCUUUUCAUAAUUUUUACUUAUAACUAUGGCUAAUCCAGGCAUAUUAAUCCAAAUGGAACCUCCUGCUCCUUCCUGCUUUCUGGAUUAUUUGGACUUCAUUGGAAGGGAAUGGCUUCCUGAGGGGGGAAAAAAAUGAAUGUGUUUUUGGUUCUCAUAAACACUGAAAAUGUUACAGUUACAUUCAU
This is a messenger RNA of Fukomys damarensis (Damara mole-rat), 1670 nucleotides long. It is a transcript of the gene Tsfm, whose product is annotated as Ts translation elongation factor, mitochondrial. Lineage: Eukaryota; Metazoa; Chordata; Mammalia; Rodentia; Bathyergidae. Gene Ontology annotation, biological process: mitochondrial translational elongation. Gene Ontology annotation, cellular component: mitochondrial matrix. The transcript has 6 exons. Gene Ontology annotation, molecular function: translation elongation factor activity; protein binding. The record is from RefSeq and is a predicted model, not a curated record. Bases 622 to 1281 code for a protein of 219 amino acids.